AUGAAUCGAUUAUUCGGUACGAAGAAUGCAGCUCCGAAGCCGACGCUGGAGGGCGCUAUCUCAAAUGUUGAUAAUCGGAUCGCCAGUAUAGAUGUCAAACUCGCCGCUCUGAACUCUGAGCUCUCGUCGUACCAGUCCAAGCUCUCCAAGAUGCGCGAUGGUCCAGGCAAAAAUGCGAUCAAACAGAAGGCGCUGAAGGUCCUGCAACGCCGGAAACAGUACGAAGCGCAGCGUGAACAGCUCUCCCAGCAGUCCUGGAAUAUGGAACAAGCGGGAAUGAUGCAGGACAACCUGAAGAAUGUUAUGACGACGGUGGACGCGAUGAAGACGACUACGAAGACCUUGAAGAAGCAGUAUGGCAAUAUUGACAUCGACAAGAUCGAACGCAUGCAAGACGAGAUGGCAGACCUGAUGGAUAUUGGAAACGAGAUCAACGAAAGUAUCUCUCGGGCGUAUGACGUUCCUGAGGACGUGGACGAGGCGGAGCUUGACGCGGAGCUGGAGGCUCUGGGUGAGGAUAGUCUGUUCGAGAGCUCCAUGGGCGAAAGUGCUAUCCCUAGCUUCAUGCAGGAUGAGGUGGCGCCACCUCAGUUCAUUGACGAACCUCCAGAGCAGACCAAGGUCAAGGAACCUGCUACCGGCUUGGGAUAA
Molecule: messenger RNA, 651 nt
Organism: Aspergillus mulundensis
Lineage: Eukaryota; Fungi; Ascomycota; Eurotiomycetes; Eurotiales; Aspergillaceae
Product: putative SNF7 family protein (Cta1)
Exons: 2
Coding region: 1-651 (216 amino acids)
Biological process (GO): vesicle budding from membrane; late endosome to vacuole transport via multivesicular body sorting pathway
Cellular component (GO): multivesicular body
Source: RefSeq, a predicted model, not a curated record